Cynoglossus semilaevis (tongue sole) is the source of this 3739-nucleotide messenger RNA. RefSeq names its product taste receptor type 1 member 1-like. Gene Ontology annotation, biological process: G protein-coupled receptor signaling pathway. Gene Ontology annotation, cellular component: plasma membrane. Lineage: Eukaryota; Metazoa; Chordata; Actinopteri; Pleuronectiformes; Cynoglossidae. The transcript is spliced from 7 exons. Bases 1299 to 3701 code for a protein of 800 amino acids. The record is from RefSeq and is a predicted model, not a curated record. Gene Ontology annotation, molecular function: G protein-coupled receptor activity.
GCACAAUUAACACAACAUUUAGACAAAAUGUGUAGCUACUUGUGAGAUUAUGAAAUAGGAUGUCUGGUCUUUUUAUUUAUUUACUUGUUUUUUGCUGUAAUGGAAGUCUGUUGCUCAUGUAAGCACAGGCAGCACGAAAUCAUGGGAUCACCUGCAAGUUGAACAUGGAACGAGCAGGGGAUUCUAACGUUAAUCAUCAUGGUGGUACUCAGAGAGCUCAAUGUUUUCUCAGGUGGUACAGAGUAGAAAGAGUUUGAGAACCACUGGUCUUAACUACAACUUUUGUGACCAGAGGCAUCUGUGAAACAAAUUAUUUCUAUGUUUGUACAAAUGCAUCUCACACACAAAAUAUUUAUCUAGCAAAAUUAUGAUUGCUAUGACCUUGUUAUAAAGGAGUUUCAUGAGAAAAGACACAGGUGUAUCUGAUCAAUAAAUCCUACUUUGCUUUUCUACCUCUUCAUGAUGUACUUGACAUUUUCAACAGAUGAUGGAUCUGGACUGCAGGCAGGUUAGUCAAUCACACACACCUUUCUGAUGUUUGUGUAUUUCUAUUGAGUCCUUGAGGCUCUGUCCCCCACAGUGGCAUGAAUCAUGGUCUAUGGGGGUUAAGUUCAUUUAGAGCAGUUACUGCACUUGGCCCUGAUGCAAAUACCCCCCAACUUUCCAAAUCUUUGGUGAAUGCUCCUGUUAUAUUCUAAACCCAAACCUGAUUACAGGGGUUCCUAGACUUACAUACCAACAUACCUCGAUUUUUGUUGUACCAAAACAGUACACAUCAUAAAAUAGGACAUAAAACCAUCUGGAGAGUCUGAUGCUAUGAAGCCAUAAUGAAGGGCAAAACAUAAAUAAAAAAAAUCACAAGCAAAAUAAAGCAAAUGUAGCACAAUCCAUCGUACAACCCCCAAAUUUAAACAAAGCCAUCUUCCACGUAUGCCAUCUGCCGCUCCACUCCACUCCACUCCACUCCACUCACCGCCUACUUCCCGUGUGAACUAGUUGGCAAGGUUUUAUGAAAAAUGGCAAUGUAUCCGCAAAAGACCACAGGUUGACGGCGUAACAUCCAAAAUACAGACGUUAAUAUUCAAAACAUUCUCAGAAUGUUUCCAAACUUUCCCUGGAAAUGUCGCACGUGUGCUCAUCACAAGGAGCCUGUGCAGCAGCAGUGUAGACGCCUUUGCAUACUAAUUUGAAAAUUCCCUUCCUACCAUGUAGCCCACAUGCAUGGAAAUUUUCACUGGGCCAUAGACAUCACCUGUGUUCCAUAACUCAAUAAGAUCAGAAGCUAAUUUCAGAAUAAAAUGAGAUUGUUAAGGUCAGCAACAGCGAUGAAACAUCGUCUUGCUCUUCUCUGCGUGCUUGGGUCUUUUCUCAACAGCAGCAUCUCCAGCUCACAGUUUCAGCGGGAUGGAGAUUAUCUGUUGGGUGGACUUUUCAACAUUCAUCAUGUCACCAGCCCUGUUGACCGUAAAAAACCAGAAGCUAUUCACUGCUCCAGUCACCCUUUCCUUCUCGCAAAUUAUCGAAUGUUCCAAAUCAUGAGAUUUGCCGUGGAGGAAAUAAAUAAUUCCACCAAGCUGCUGCCAAAUGUGUCUCUGGGCUUUGAGUUAUUCGACCACUGCUCAGACAUUCAAAGCUUUCCAGAAAUUUACAAGCUAAUCUCAACUGAGGGUUUAGUCCAUGGUAGGGUUAAAUCACACAUACAUAAAAACACUUCUAAAGUGAUCGGAGUGGUCGGUGCUUUCUCCUCCACUCAGACCCUGACUGUCGCUCCACUCUUGAUGAUGGAUUUCAUGCCUAUGGUCAGCUAUGGAGCUUCAAGCUCUGUAUUGUCCCAAAAAAGUGUCUAUCCUUCCUUUUCACGCACAGUCAACCCAAACGCACACGUCAUAAAGGUAAUCAUUAGUAUCAUCAAACACUUCAAGUGGCGCUGGGUGGCUUUCCUCAACAGCAACAAUGAUUUUGGCAUUGACGGAUUGGAAAUAUUCAUUAAUAUGAUUGAACAAACGGACAUCUGCCUCGCCUACACCAAAGGUCUGGACGAGAAGACCAACUUCUCCCAACUUUUCAAACAAAUCCAUGAACAGAAAAUACAUGUGCUGAUUGUUUUUGCCCCUAAUGCAUAUGCUGAAGCUCUCAUUGAGUCAGCGAUUCACCUGAAUAUCAAAGACAAAGUCUGGAUAGGAGAUGACGGCUGGACCCUGAACAGGAAGCUUCCAAGGAUGGAAGGAAUCAAGAAUAUUGGAACAGUUCUAGGGAUCUCUCAGUCAAAAGUGACAAUUCCUGGAUUCAGUGACUUUGUUUAUAAUGCAAAACAUCACAAUCAGUUUGAGGAUGAGGAACAGCAAGAGUUUUGUAACCAGGUUUGCAACUGCAGCAACCUGAGUGCAGAAGAUGUGGCCACUGCAGACCCCUCUUUUUCUUUUUCCGUAUAUUCUGCUGUAUACGCCCUCGCUCAUGCCUUACACAGUGUCCUGCAGUGUGGAGUUGGCACAUGUGAUAAAAGCACUGCAGUCUACCCACACAUGGUUCUGGCAGAGCUGAAGAAAUCAAACUUCACACUUUUAAACCAAGUCGUUCAGUUUGAUGAAAACGGUGACCCCAAGUUUGGAUCCAAUUCCAUAGUUUUCUGGAACAAGAGUGGUGAUGCCCAGGAGAUCGGUUAUUAUCAUUUUCACACACUGUCCAGUUUCUUCAUCAAUGACACAUUAAUAGAGUGGUUCACAGGUGGUGAGGUUCCUUCCUCGGUGUGUUCUCCAGAGUGUCCGGUGGGAUACAUAAAAAAGCCGUAUGAAGACUACAAAUGCUGCUUCACCUGUGAAAUGUGUCCACAUGGAACUUAUGUCAACAGCACAGAGGAUCCCUUUAAAUGCUUCUUCUGUGCAGAGACAGAAUGGUCCAAUGAAGCGAGUACAUCAUGCAACCAGCGGAGUGUGGAGUACAUUACAUUCACAGACACUUUAGCUAUAACCCUAUUGCUUGGGGCUUGUGCCUUUGUGGCCAUCACCAUUUUCAUUUCUGUUCUCUUUGCCUUCAACUACAACACCCCUGUAGUCAGAUCUGCUGGAGGACCGAUGUGCUUCCUCAUCCUGGGCUGCCUCAGUCUGUGCAGUGUCAGUGUGUUCUUUUAUUUUGACAAGCCAACAACCCUUUUUUGCAUACUGAGGUUCUUACCCUUCAUUUUGUUCUUCACCGUUUGUAUCGCGUGUUUUGUCGUGCGUUCUUUUCAAAUUGUUUGCAUUUUCAAAAUAGGUGCAAAAUUUCCCAAGAUCCACAACUGGUGGGUGAAAUAUCACGGACAAUGGUUGAUCAUCACGGCUACGUUUUUCACUCAGGCACUUCUGGUUGUCAUCGGCUACGUCACUGGACCCCCAAAGCCUUACAACGAAACACUUCUGUACCCUGAAAGGAUCAUACUGCUCUGUGAUAUCAAUGCGAAUGCGAACUCUGCGUCUGUUGUUUUACUUUUAUUUCUGUGUUCUCUUUGCUUCAUUUUCUCCUACAUGGGAAAAGACCUUCCCAAAAAUUACAACGAGGCCAAAGCCAUAACUUUCUGCCUGCUCCUGCUGAUCCUCAGCUGGAUCUUCUUUGUCACUGAAUACAUGCUCUACCAUGCAUCAUCAAACGUUUUUGGAUUUGGGGAAAUCAUCACACAGCGAUUGCCAUCCAGACGGAUCCAUCCAGAACCACAUGAUCCAUCUUGAUUGGCAACACACUGGUCAGCAUCCCAGGAGAAGGUGUG